CCCCAUUUUCCCAAACGUGUACCACCGUUUCAAUCACUUGGCUAAUUCCACAUCACAAUCAAUUCAACACAACACAAACAUAAACAUAAAAACCCAAAUAAAACAAAAACAAAAACACAAACCCAAAAAAACCCAUCACCUUCAAAAUCACUUCUUUUUUCUUCUAUUCACAUAAGGCUUUGCCAUAAACAAAUUGAAAAAAAAAUUCUUAUUUUUUUUUUCUUUCUGUUCAUGGCGUUGAUAACUUCUCAACCCAAAAACCCCAUUCUCCAUAAUCACUUCACAACUCUUCAUUGUUCAAUUCCACAAUUCAAUAGGUCCAAAUUAACAUUUGGGUCAUUCUCAAACAAUGUAAAAACCAAUAAAGUUUGUAACUUUAACACAAAUUCAAUAAAAUUUCAGUUGAAAAAAAACAACCCUUUUACUUAUAAUCUUCCAAUUAUAGCUAAAUCCAAUGCUGCAAUUGGAGAAGCUUCUUUGGAACAAGAGGAAGAAGUUCCAUUGAAAUACAGAAAGAUUUUUCUAUCUGAUGUUGAAGUGAAGAGAGAAAGGAAAUUAUUUUUGGGUAGGAAAUGGAAUUCAUUGGAUGUUGCAACAGCUGGAAUUGUAUUGUCAAUGCAUUUGUUAUGCUUAUUUGCUCCAUUCAAUUUCAAUUGGCCAGCUUUUUGGGUUGCUGUUUCUCUUUAUGUUGUUACUGGUCUCUUUGGAAUCACACUGUCUUUCCAUAGACAUCUUUCUCAUAAAAGUUUUAAGCUUCCUAAAUUGCUUGAAUAUUUGUUUGCUUAUUGUGGUGUUCUUGCUCUUCAGGGAAAUCCAAUUGAUUGGGUUAGCACUCAUAGGUAUCAUCACCAGUUUUGUGAUUCUGAGAAGGACCCUCAUAGCCCUAUUGAAGGAUUUUGGUUUAGCCAUAUGAGUUGGUUAUUUGAUACCAAUGCUAUGGUAGAAAGGUAUGGAAAACCAACCAAUGUUGGUGAUUUAGAGAAACAGUCAUUUUAUAGAUUUAUCAGAAGCACUUACAUUUUGCAUCCAUUUGCUUUGGGAGCUCUUCUAUAUGCUAUUGGUGGAUUCCCUUUUAUUGUUUGGGGAAUGGGAGUGAGGAUUGUUUGGGUUUACCACAUCACUUGGCUUGUAAAUUCAGCUUGCCAUGUUUGGGGGAAUCAGCCUUGGAACACAAAGGACUUAUCAACAAAUAAUUGGUGGGUGGCUUUGCUUGCAUUUGGUGAAGGUUGGCACAAUAACCACCAUGCAUUUGAAUAUUCAGCUAGACAUGGUUUAGAGUGGUGGGAAAUAGACAUGACUUGGUACAUGGUCAAAUUUCUUCAAGCUAUUGGUUUGGCAACUGAAGUGAAAGUACCAAGUGAUAUACAAAAGCAAAGAAUGGCAUUCAAUAAUAAUGAUGGAAUAGCCACAUGAAUCACACAUUUUUUUAAUCAAGGUGUGAAAAGAAAAAAAUAUACUUAUUCGAUUUUAAAUAUAAGUAAAAAUAUAGUUAAAGAAAAUUGAUAUAUCUAAUUUUAAAUUUUAAUUAAAUAAAUUAAUUUUCUUUAACUUUUAUUUAUAUUUAAGAUUAGAUAGAAUAUACUAAUAAUAUGAAAGAUAAAAUGAUUUGAAAGUGUAUUUGAAGAUGUCACAAAUGUUUUGUUGGUAGACUAUUGUUCUUUUGAAUGUUUCUUUCGGCCGUUUUGAAUGAUGAGUGCUGGAUUUGAGUAUGUA
Messenger RNA from Cicer arietinum (chickpea), 1713 nucleotides. Its product is annotated as palmitoyl-monogalactosyldiacylglycerol delta-7 desaturase, chloroplastic. Gene Ontology annotation, cellular component: endoplasmic reticulum membrane. The record is from RefSeq and is a predicted model, not a curated record. Gene Ontology annotation, molecular function: palmitoyl-[glycerolipid] 7-desaturase activity. Lineage: Eukaryota; Viridiplantae; Streptophyta; Magnoliopsida; Fabales; Fabaceae. Gene Ontology annotation, biological process: very long-chain fatty acid biosynthetic process.